Messenger RNA from Mandrillus leucophaeus (drill), 6223 nucleotides. It is a transcript of the gene KIF1A, whose product is annotated as kinesin family member 1A. The transcript is spliced from 50 exons. NCBI's taxonomy places the organism in Eukaryota, Metazoa, Chordata, Mammalia, Primates, Cercopithecidae. Gene Ontology annotation, biological process: microtubule-based movement. Bases 472 to 5841 code for a protein of 1789 amino acids. Gene Ontology annotation, molecular function: microtubule binding; microtubule motor activity; ATP binding. The record is from RefSeq and is a predicted model, not a curated record.
ACGUCCCCGGGAAUGGGGACUUUUCUCCAGAGACUGGAGGACCCCCUCCCCAAGCAGCGGCCCUUUCCAAGGGGUGCCUGCAUUGCUGGGAUUAAAGGCCUGCCAGGGCAAGCGGAUUGGAUCUUGCGGCUGCGGAGAGGAGGCGGUUCGGAGAGGCCCCUGCCGCGCAGGGCUGGUACUGGCCUCACCCUGGGGACGCACAGCGCGACACCGUGCUCGGCUCUGCGGGACACCCUGUCGCACUCAGGCUGGCGGGGCCUUUGCCAGGGAAGCCAUGCCAGCACCCUUGUGGUCUGAGAAGGCAGCAGAGGCUUCCCCAGGCUCGUGAAGCCGGCUUCUACUGGUCCCGCUGGGCUCCUGCUUUCUAGAAUUAUCUGUGUUGCCCCCUCUCCUUGUGGAUUCCACCCCAUGUGUUUCCCUGCAUACUGGGACUCCCACUACUGCAAAGAGUGACCCACGAAGGCCACAGCGAUGGCCGGGGCUUCGGUGAAGGUGGCGGUGCGGGUCCGCCCCUUCAAUUCCCGGGAAAUGAGCCGCGACUCCAAGUGCAUCAUUCAGAUGUCUGGAAGCACCACCACCAUCGUUAAUCCCAAACAGCCCAAGGAGACGCCCAAAAGCUUCAGCUUUGACUACUCCUACUGGUCGCACACCUCGCCCGAGGACAUCAACUAUGCAUCGCAGAAGCAGGUGUACCGGGACAUUGGCGAGGAGAUGCUGCAGCACGCCUUUGAGGGAUACAACGUGUGCAUCUUCGCCUACGGGCAGACGGGUGCCGGCAAGUCCUACACCAUGAUGGGCAAGCAGGAGAAAGACCAGCAGGGCAUCAUCCCGCAGCUCUGCGAGGACCUCUUCUCUCGGAUCAACGAUACGACCAACGACAACAUGUCCUACUCGGUGGAGGUCAGCUACAUGGAGAUUUACUGUGAGCGUGUCCGUGACCUCCUGAACCCCAAGAACAAGGGCAACCUUCGCGUGAGGGAGCACCCACUGCUGGGGCCCUAUGUUGAGGACCUCUCCAAGCUGGCUGUCACCUCCUACAAUGACAUCCAGGACCUCAUGGACUCAGGGAACAAGGCCAGGACCGUGGCGGCCACCAACAUGAAUGAGACCAGCAGCCGCUCCCACGCUGUCUUCAACAUCAUUUUCACCCAGAAGCGCCAUGAUGCAGAGACCAACAUCACCACGGAGAAGGUGAGCAAAAUCAGCCUGGUGGACCUGGCUGGGAGUGAGCGGGCCGACUCCACGGGAGCCAAGGGCACACGCCUCAAGGAGGGCGCCAACAUCAACAAGUCGCUGACCACCCUGGGCAAGGUCAUCUCCGCCCUGGCUGAAAUGGACUCUGGACCCAACAAGAACAAGAAAAAGAAGAAGACAGAUUUCAUUCCGUACCGAGAUUCCGUGUUGACCUGGCUCCUCCGGGAAAACCUGGGCGGUAACUCAAGGACAGCUAUGGUGGCAGCCCUGAGUCCUGCAGACAUCAACUACGACGAGACCCUCAGCACGCUGAGGUAUGCUGACCGGGCCAAGCAGAUCCGCUGCAAUGCUGUCAUCAAUGAGGACCCGAACAACAAGCUGAUCCGUGAGCUGAAGGAUGAGGUGACCCGGCUGCGGGACCUGCUGUACGCCCAGGGUCUUGGCGACAUCACCGACACCAACACUGUGCCUGGAGGACCCAAAUUGACCAAUGCCCUGGUGGGUAUGAGCCCCUCAUCCUCGCUCUCAGCCCUGUCCAGCCGGGCAGCUUCCGUGUCCAGCCUCCACGAGCGCAUCUUGUUUGCCCCGGGCAGCGAGGAGGCCAUUGAAAGACUGAAGGAAACAGAGAAGAUCAUAGCUGAGCUCAACGAGACCUGGGAGGAGAAACUGCGGCGGACAGAAGCCAUCCGGAUGGAGAGGGAAGCCCUGCUGGCCGAGAUGGGUGUGGCCAUGAGGGAGGAUGGCGGCACCUUGGGCGUAUUCUCUCCCAAAAAGACACCACACCUCGUCAACCUGAACGAGGACCCGCUGAUGUCCGAGUGCCUCCUCUACUACAUCAAGGAUGGGAUCACCAGAGUGGGCAGGGAGGAUGGCGAGAGGCGGCAGGACAUUGUUCUGAGUGGGCAUUUCAUCAAGGAGGAGCACUGUGUCUUCCGGAGCGACUCCAGGGGAGGCAGUGAAGCUGUGGUGACCUUGGAGCCCUGUGAGGGGGCAGACACCUACGUCAAUGGCAAGAAAGUCACAGAGCCCAGCAUCCUGCGGUCAGGAAACCGCAUCAUCAUGGGUAAGAGCCACGUGUUCCGGUUCAACCACCCCGAGCAGGCCCGGCAGGAGCGUGAGCGCACGCCCUGUGCGGAGACGCCAGCUGAGCCUGUGGACUGGGCCUUUGCCCAGCGUGAGCUGCUGGAGAAGCAGGGCAUCGACAUGAAGCAGGAGAUGGAACAGAGGCUCCAGGAACUGGAGGACCAGUACCGCCGCGAGCGGGAGGAGGCCACUUACCUGCUGGAGCAGCAGCGGCUGGACUACGAGAGCAAGCUGGAGGCUCUGCAGAAGCAGAUGGACUCCAGGUACUACCCGGAGGUGAACGAGGAGGAGGAGGAGCCCGAGGAUGAAGUCCAGUGGACGGAGCGGGAGUGUGAGCUGGCACUCUGGGCCUUCCGGAAGUGGAAGUGGUACCAGUUUACGUCUCUGCGGGACCUGCUGUGGGGCAACGCCAUCUUCCUCAAGGAGGCCAAUGCCAUCAGCGUGGAGCUGAAAAAGAAGGUACAAUUCCAGUUUGUCCUCCUGACGGAUACACUCUACUCCCCUCUGCCACCCGACCUGCUGCCCCCAGAGGCCGCCAAAGACCGAGAGACGCGGCCCUUCCCCCGCACUAUUGUGGCCGUGGAGGUCCAGGACCAGAAGAACGGGGCCACCCACUACUGGACGCUGGAGAAGCUCAGGCAGCGCCUGGACCUGAUGCGGGAGAUGUACGACCGCGCUGCAGAGGUGCCCUCCAGUGUCAUCGAGGACUGUGACAACGUGGUGACCGGCGGAGACCCCUUCUAUGACCGCUUCCCCUGGUUCCGGCUGGUGGGCAGUUCAGCCAUCUCUGGCUGCAACAGCUACCCUCUUCUGAACACAUGCAUGAGCGAGCGCAUGGCUGCUCUCACCCCCUCCCCCACCUUCUCGAGCCCCGACUCCGACGCCACCGAGCCUGCCGAGGAGCAGAGCGUGGGGGAGGAGGAGGAGGAGGAGGAGGAGGAGGAGGAGGAGGAGGACCUGGAGGACGACGUCUUUCCGGAGCACGAGCUGUGCGACGGCCGGGACCCGUUUUACGACCGGCCCCCCCUGUUCAGUUUAGUAGGAAGGGCCUUCGUGUACCUGAGCAACCUGCUGUACCCCGUUCCCCUGGUGCACCGUGUGGCCAUCGUCAGCGAGAAGGGCGAGGUGAAGGGCUUCCUCCGUGUGGCCGUCCAGGCCAUCUCAGCCGAUGAAGAGGCCCCCGAUUAUGGCUCUGGCGUCCGCCAGUCGGGAACUGCUAAAAUCUCCUUUGACGACCAGCAUUUUGAAAAGUUCCAGUCUGAGUCUUGCCCCGUGGUGGGGAUGUCCCGCUCGGGAACCUCCCAGGAAGAGCUUCGCAUCGUGGAGGGCCAGGGCCAGGGCGCAGACGUGGGGCCCUCAGCCGACGAAGUCAACAACAACACCUGCUCAGCGGUGCCCCCAGAAGGCCUCCUCCUAGACAGCUCUGAGAAAGCCGCCCUGGACGGGCCCCUGGACACUGCCCUGGACCACCUCCGCCUGGGCAGUACCUUCACCUUCCGUGUGACAGUCCUGCAAGCGUCCAGCAUCUCUGCCGAAUAUGCUGACAUCUUCUGCCAGUUCAACUUCAUCCACCGCCACGAUGAGGCCUUCUCCACGGAGCCCCUGAAGAACACAGGCAGAGGCCCCCCACUCGGCUUCUACCAUGUCCAGAACAUCGCAGUGGAGGUGACCAAGUCCUUCAUUGAGUACAUCAAGAGCCAGCCCAUUGUGUUCGAGGUUUUCGGCCACUACCAGCAGCACCCGUUCCCGCCCCUCUGCAAGGAUGUGCUCAGCCCCCUGAGGCCCUCGCGCCGCCACUUCCCUCGGGUCAUGCCACUGUCCAAGCCAGUACCCGCCACCAAGCUCAGCACACUGACGCGGCCCUGUCCGGGGCCCUGCCACUGCAAGUACGACCUGCUGGUCUACUUCGAGAUCUGUGAGCUGGAGGCCAAUGGCGAUUACAUCCCAGCCGUGGUGGACCACCGUGGGGGCAUGCCAUGCAUGGGGACCUUCCUCCUCCACCAGGGCAUCCAGCGACGGAUAACAGUGACACUGCUGCACGAGACAGGCAGCCAUAUCCGCUGGAAGGAAGUGCGCGAGCUGGUCGUGGGCCGCAUCCGAAACACUCCAGAGACUGACGAGUCCCUGAUCGACCCCAACAUCUUGUCUCUCAAUAUCCUCUCUUCCGGAUACAUUCACCCAGCCCAAGAUGACCGGACCUUUUACCAAUUUGAGGCUGCGUGGGACAGCUCCAUGCACAACUCUCUCCUGCUGAACCGGGUCACCCCUUACCGAGAGAAAAUCUACAUGACGCUCUCUGCUUAUAUCGAGAUGGAGAACUGCACCCAGCCAGCCGUCAUCACCAAGGACUUCUGCAUGGUCUUCUAUUCCCGCGACGCCAAGCUGCCAGCCUCACGCUCCAUCCGCAACCUCUUUGGCAGUGGGAGCCUUCGGGCCUCGGAGAGUAACCGUGUGACCGGCGUGUACGAGCUCAGCCUGUGCCACGUGGCUGACGCAGGCAGCCCAGGUAUGCAGCGCCGGCGCCGGCGAGUCCUGGACACAUCCGUGGCCUACGUCCGGGGCGAGGAGAACCUGGCGGGCUGGAGGCCCCGGAGCGACAGUCUCAUUCUGGACCACCAGUGGGAGCUGGAGAAGCUGAGCCUCCUGCAGGAGGUGGAGAAGACCAGGCACUACCUGCUCCUGCGGGAGAAGCUGGAGACCACCCAGCGGCCUGUCCCGGAGGCACUGUCCCCAGCCUUCAGCGAGGACUCUGAGUCCCACGGCUCCUCCAGCGCCUCCUCUCCGCUCUCGACUGAGGGCCGCCCAUCACCUCUGGAGGCUCCCAACGAGAGACAGCGGGAGCUGGCUGUCAAGUGCUUGCGCCUGCUCACGCACACGUUCAACAGAGAGUACACACACAGCCACGUCUGCGUCAGUGCCAGCGAGAGCAAGCUCUCUGAGAUGUCUGUCACCCUGCUCCGGGACCCGUCGAUGUCCCCUCUAGGGGCAGCCACUCUCACCCCCUCCUCCACUUGCCCCUCUCUGGUUGAAGGGCGGUACGGUGCCACUGACCUGAGGACCCCACAGCCCUGCUCCCGGCCAGCCAGCCCAGAGCCUGAGCUGCUGCCAGAGACCGACUCCAAGAAGCUCCCUUCCCCUGCCCGGGCAACAGAGACGGACAAGGAGCCCCAGCGCCUGCUGGUCCCUGACAUCCAGGAGAUCCGAGUCAGCCCGAUCGUCUCCAAGAAGGGGUACCUGCACUUCCUGGAGCCGCACACGUCGGGCUGGGCCAGGCGCUUCGUGGUGGUGCGGCGCCCCUACGCCUACAUGUACAACAGCGACAAGGACACCGUGGAGCGGUUCGUGCUCAACCUGGCCACCGCCCAGGUGGAGUACAGCGAAGACCAGCAGGCUAUGCUCAAGACACCCAACACGUUCGCGGUGUGCACGGAGCACCGUGGCAUCCUGCUGCAGGCCGCCAGUGACAAGGACAUGCACGACUGGCUGUACGCCUUCAACCCCCUCCUGGCCGGAACCAUACGGUCCAAGCUCUCCAGAAGGAGGUCUGCCCAGAUGCGGGUCUGAACCCGAGCCCUCCCAUGACAGCCAGCAAGCCCAGCCCAUCCCCACCCUUGUCCUCGUCUGUCCUGUCACCUGCCACCCGGCCCCUCUCCUGCCAGACAGCCCACGACCGGGUCGACCCCCCUGGGGACACCCAUGCCAGGCCCGGGGACCUGUGCCACACGACCAGCUGUGCUCCCAGCAGAGGCCACGCGUGUCGGUUCUUCUUGCGUAAUGUGCUCUGGUGGAACAAGCUGGGAGGGGCUGGGGGGGCCAAGGGCACAGGUCACGGGGUUCUUGCUGCCGUUCUAAUAUUUUUUUAAGCAUAGACAGACUUAUAAUUAAUAUACGUUAGUUAGUGACAUUGAAACGGUCAACUCGGAAAUUAACUAUAAGACUUGUUCUA